Hyaena hyaena (striped hyena) is the source of this 1955-nucleotide messenger RNA. RefSeq names its product RNA binding motif protein 17 (gene RBM17). Gene Ontology annotation, molecular function: RNA binding. Gene Ontology annotation, cellular component: precatalytic spliceosome. Bases 559 to 1764 code for a protein of 401 amino acids. Gene Ontology annotation, biological process: alternative mRNA splicing, via spliceosome; mRNA cis splicing, via spliceosome. The record is from RefSeq and is a predicted model, not a curated record. The transcript has 12 exons. NCBI's taxonomy places the organism in Eukaryota, Metazoa, Chordata, Mammalia, Carnivora, Hyaenidae.
GGAGCGCCUCCCCGGGCGGCGCUGCACGCGAGGCCGCGGCUUUAGGCCGCGCCGCGAGGGGGCGAGGAGUCCCGGAGCGGCCCUCCGGGCGGCCCGCGUCCAGGCCCGCGCGCCCGCCGCCGCUCUCCUUUCCUUGCCGCGGGGCACCGGGCCCUCGAGCUCUACUGGCUUCCCGGCCUCCCCUUUCCCGUGCGUGCCCUUCGGCCCCUGGGACCCGCGGACGUUGUGGGGGGUUUCCCGUGUUUUGAAAAAGUUGCUCGGCCCCUGGACCCCGGGAGCCAGGCUUGUGUCACCGGCGGCCCUGCACACUUGCGCCGCCCCGGGGCCUCGGGCAGCGGACAGGAGGGAUCCCGGGGAGCUCCGGGUGCGGCGCCUCCCGGAGGCCGAGGCUUCCAGAGCCGGCUGCCGCACGACGCGACUCCGGCGUCCCCUCGGUCCUUGUGCUUUACGAGCGGGGCUUAGCUCGGAUGUGCGGUCACCGGGCGUGAUCUGUGAGCCUUUUUCCCCGUGCCCAGACCGUGUGUCCUGAACAGCAGGUGCAAGCAUUAAACUGAAAAGAUGUCCCUGUACGAUGACCUGGGAGUAGAGACCAGUGAUUCAAAAACAGAAGGCUGGUCCAAAAACUUCAAGCUUCUGCAGUCUCAGCUCCAGGUGAAGAAGGCGGCCCUCACACAAGCCAAGAGCCAGAGAACAAAACAGAGUACCGUCCUCGCCCCGGUAAUCGACCUAAAGCGAGGUGGCUCUUCGGACGACCGGCAGAUUGUGGACACCCCCCCGCACGUGGCGGCCGGCCUGAAGGAUCCCGUUCCCAGUGGAUUUUCUGCAGGAGAAGUUUUGAUUCCUUUAGCUGAUGAAUAUGACCCUAUGUUUCCUAAUGACUACGAGAAAGUAGUAAAGCGCCAAAGAGAGGAACGGCAGAGACAGCGGGAGCUGGAAAGACAAAAAGAAAUAGAAGAGAGAGAAAAGAGGCGUAAGGACAGACACGAAGCUAGUGGGUUUUCAAGGCGACCAGAUCCAGAUUCUGACGAAGAUGAAGAUUAUGAGCGAGAGAGGAGGAAAAGAAGUAUGGGCGGAGCGGCCAUUGCACCUCCCACUUCUCUUGUAGAGAAGGACAAAGAGUUACCCCGGGAUUUCCCUUACGAAGAGGACUCACGGCCUCGCUCCCAGGCUUCCAAAGCUGCUAUCCCUCCCCCGGUGUACGAGGAGCAGGACCGGCCCAGAUCUCCGACCGGACCUGGCAACUCCUUCCUCGCCAACAUGGGCGGCACAGUGGCCCAUAAAAUCAUGCAGAAGUACGGCUUCCGGGAAGGCCAGGGUCUUGGCAAGCACGAGCAAGGGCUGAGCACAGCACUGUCGGUGGAGAAGACGAGCAAGCGAGGAGGCAAGAUCAUCGUGGGCGACGCCACAGAGAAAGACGCAUCCAAGAAGUCGGAUUCCAAUCCGUUAACUGAGAUACUGAAGUGUCCUACCAAAGUGGUCCUUCUGCGGAACAUGGUUGGUGCAGGAGAAGUAGAUGAAGACUUGGAAGCUGAAACCAAGGAGGAGUGUGAAAAAUAUGGCAAAGUUGGAAAAUGUGUGAUAUUUGAAAUUCCUGGUGCCCCUGAUGACGAAGCAGUACGAAUAUUUUUAGAAUUUGAGAGGGUUGAAUCAGCAAUUAAAGCUGUGGUUGAUCUGAAUGGGAGGUAUUUUGGUGGACGGGUGGUAAAAGCAUGUUUCUACAAUUUGGAUAAGUUCAGGGUCUUGGAUUUGGCGGAACAAGUUUGACUUUAAGAACUAGAGCACGAGUCCUCUCCGGUGAUCCUGAAAGGAGCUGCCGACCGAACGGAGAGGAAACAGGCAGCAGUCGGCCUUCGGCAUAGACACACUUGGAGGGACUUCUGAGAUACACGUUGACUGAUCCCUUUUUUAUUUUGUGGUUUUUUAAAUAUAGUAUAAAAAUCCUUUAAAAAAACCAA